CUCGCGGGAGGUGGGGGCACGGAGCGGCGAUAGAGCUAUAGCUCAGCUGCAGCAAACAUCAUUGUGCGAGCGGAGGGGAGACGAAUCCGCCGGCAGUGCGCGAAUACGCACGGACCCCUGGCAACACGGAGAGCCUUGCGCUUCCCUGCCCGUUGAACCGUACAGGAAUGGUGAGGGGUGCCAGACAGACACAGCCGUGGACAGACAGAGUGGGAAUCACAAGCCGUCCCCUCAGACAUCAGGUAGAGAGAUAUACCAUUCGCUUCAACUGAACCCUGCUCUCCAUUUGACCUUAGGAACCUUCUGACACCCGUGCUCUCCUAUUGGGCUGUGCUGGAGGCCUGCGCUGAGACUACAAACUGUGUUGGGAUUUUGUAAUCACCUCAAUGGACUGCAACACAUACUGAACACUGGAGGCUUGAGCUGAAUGAGGUUCUUCCUGCAGUCCUGGAGACUAACUCUCAGAGGGAAAUGAUUCCGCAUGAAUUGCAUGGACCGUUCUCCCACAGCAGGAGUGACUUCCUUUGCUUACGAUUGAAAUCUGUGUCCAUCCAACCCUAAGCACAGGACACAUUCCCUUCCAGCACCACUCUCCUCUUGACCCCAUCCCCAUUCUCACCCUGAUAAGUGGGAGGGAUACGAUAUUCAGAGACAAAUAGAAGGGCAAUAGAGAGUCAGAGGGAAGAAACAUCAAAAAAGAGUGGUACAGGAUACAUACACACCAUGAAGUCAACGCAGAACGAAUGCCUGCCCCCCAAAAAACGUGAGAUCCCAGCAAGCACUCUGCCCUCAGAGGAGAGGCCCAUGGUUAUGGCGCCUGCCAAUGAGAGCCAACGUGGGGGGAACCUCGCCUGGCUUGCCAGUCUGGCAAGUGGGCAUGAUAAAGGCACCAGGCACACCAGCACCUCUGCAGAACACGAUGGGCCACAAUACAAACCAAUGUCUGCCCCUGCUGAAAGUGCACUUCCUUUAUCAACACACUCACAGAGAGCUCCAAUUGCAGUGACCACCAUACCUGCAGUGUACACGUCACCCCUCUCACACCCAGCAGGCACCAUCCAGUACACACCCCUGCCCCCAAAUGUGCACUUUAUCAGCUCACCAUAUGCAGCACCAUAUCCUGGCUACAUCUCUCCGCUAGUACCCCAGUCUGCUGUCGCCACCAGCACCACACAACGUGAUGCUUACGCUAUCACCUCCAGUUCUUCCGCAUCUAAAAUUGACCAGCACCAUCAGCUGGGUCGUCCAACAUCUGAUAGCACAUCUUUGCCCCACUCCACCCAGUAUGUGCAAAUUGCUGGUUCUGUAAACGUAUCCUCUCGGACUGCACCAUCUCCCCAUGGUCACAUGCCCCUACACCUACACCCUCACCACACAAUUCCCAUCAGUGGCACCUCACAGGUCUUUGUUCAGUGCACAGAUGGACUUUUCCCCAAGAGAGAGGAUAACAGGCCUAGGGAGAUCCUAAAUGGAGAGCUGGAGAAGGACAAACGCUUUGGUCUAUCUCCAGAGUCUAGUGCAGGGAAGCAGGGCAGCAGCACUGCCAAAGGGAGCUCCUUCAACCAACAGCACCAGAUUCACCAGCAGCAGAGCCUGCAACACUUUGAGGCUCGCCACUUGGUGCUACCUGUUGAAUAUGCACAAGAUAGUGCAGCCAUGCGGACCUCUUUAGUGCUUAUACCCAACAGUCAUAGCUCUAGUGUUGCUGACCCUGGAGGUACACCGGACAAGCUGCCUCCCCCAACAUCCCACAGUGAUAAAGGAGGGAUUUGUGCUGGCAAACCAGUAUCUCGCAUUUCCUCCACCUCUGCAUCCCAUCCUUUUCCUCCUCCGCCUCCACCUGUGGACAAUCUAAAGGGGGCAGUUACUGCACUGUCCCCACAUGCAGUCAUCCAGACCACACACAACACCACAGAGUCACUUUCCCUGGGCCUUCCCUCUAACAGUUUCUACUCUGCACAGCAGCCCAUCAUUGGUUACAUUGCUGGCACAGGGCACCAGCAGCCUCUCAGCUACCACACCAGCCUGCCCCAGCACCUGGUCAUUCCUGGAACUCAGCCGGUCAUCAUCCCAGUAAGUGGAACAGAAGCUCCCACGACAUCAACUUCGCCACCCUUGCCUGCUGCACUGCCCCAUGCGUUCAUCACCUCAACGCCCUCCAAAGUGGAGUCCUUUGAUACUCCGGCCCCUUAUCCCCACCCUACUGCAGCGGUACUUCAAGCCCAGUUACACCUGCCUGUGGUUCCAGCCUCUGCUGGCCUGCUAACGACUCCACCUCCUUCUUCAUCUCCCUCGCUGCCCCCUUACUUCACUAAGGGCUCUAUCAUCCAGCUUGCAGAUGGGGAGCUGAAGCGAGUGGAGGACCUGAAGACAGAGGAUUUUAUUCAGAGUGCUGAGAUCAGCAAUGAACUGAAGAUCGACUCCAGCACUGUAGAGCGCAUUGACAACAGUCAUACACCUAACUUUGCCAUUAUACAGUUUGCUGUAGGAGAGCAUCGUUCACAGGUCAGUGUGGAGGUCCUUGUCGAGUAUCCGUUCUUCGUGUUUGGUCAGGGCUGGUCAUCCUGUUCUCCCGAACGGACCACCCAGCUGCUGGAGCUGCCGUGUACUAAGCUGUCAGUGGGCGACGUCUGCAUUUCUCUUACCCUGAAAAACCUAAGGAACGGCUCUAUCAAGAAGAACCAAGGCCAAGUUUUGGACGGGCCAACCCUCGGUCCACCCUUCAAGUCACCCAAAGCACACUCGAGUGCGGCGCGAGGGGGUCAUCGACACACAGAACAGGAGAACGGACUUGGGCAGUGCGGUGGAGUUCAGGGAAAUGGAGAGAAUGGAGAACUGAGGUUUGGGGAGAAGGACAUCUUCAAAGCACCACUGCCCACUGAAUCAGAGUCCAACAGCAAACCCACAGGACGCAAAAGGAGAUGGUCAGCACCUGAGGGCCGCAAAGUAGAAAAUCCAGAUGGAGAGCCCCCUUUAACGUUCCCCAAGCCUUCAUUUAUCCCUCAGGAGGUUAAAAUUAGUAUCGAAGGCAAAUCAAAUAUUGGCAAGUGAAUGCCCGUCGGACUAUCAGAGCUUAAAAAUGAAAUUAUACACGAAUUUAACCACAGAAUGUUAUUUCUUCAUUUUGAUUUCUGACUUUUGAUUUUCUAUCCAGAUUAUUGUACCUUAAAUCUAAAUUGACUCCAUAUGUACAUGAUCACAUCACAUAUUAACAUUGUAAUAGAUGCAUUCAAUAUUACACAGGCGAUUGGUUAAACUCGUUUAAUGUGGGCAAUAUGCGAGAUAAAAAGGUUGUGGUUGCCCUAGCAUUGCGUGACUGCCUGAAAGGUAUAUGCAGACCAGUCUUAGCUAACAAGACUAAAAGUCUCUUAUUUCUGACAUCAUGUACAUUGUUUGGCCCAGUAGUCCAACUAGCAUUGAAUAAGCAUGAGAACUUUAGAAGAGAGAAGGUGGAAAACUGGUGUGAAUAACAUUGUUAACGGUGGCAGAACGGAUUUCACUUCUUCACUGGUUGCGGGAGUUUACAUGAUGUCAGCCAUCUUGUUUCAUCUGAUGUUUAACUGUGACCUAAAGAGAUUAUCAAUCCUAACAUUCGUUGCUGCAGUUAGACCUGCAUUGAUUAUAUGUACCUUUUCAAUAGUAAGAAGAGCUUUUCAACAACUACGGCAGCCUUUCCCAACCCUUUUCCUGGUGGCACACCAACUCAUUUUUUAGAUCUCUCCCACAUCUGACCGAAUUGUUUUCCAUUAUGGAGUAUCUAUUAAUGACCUGAUCCAGGUGUGUUUAAAUAGACCUCUAGGAACAGGGUUGGGAAACAGCGUACCGUGGCACAGGCCAAGAAAGAUGAUGUCAUCAAGCGGUGCCAGUUGCUCCUAAGAAAGAUGAAACUUCAUUUUGAACAGGGAUAAUGGUUGAGUCUAUUUUUAUAAAUAUCCAACUGUCUAACCUUUUUUAAUUUGAUGCUCUUUGUAGUUUUGCAUGUUUUAAUUUUCCGUUUUCACUUUUCAAGCCCUCCUAUCAAAACUGAUAUUUGUUUCUUUUUAUGAUGAAUGUGUAAACCUUACAAUCAGGGGUAAUUUUUUUUAAGUAGACAGAAGGGUUCAUGUCUGUGUAUAUGUGCAUGUGUUGAUGCAUACAAACACAAUAGUUUGGUCAUUUAGAGAAAGGGUAGAGCUGAGGUCAACAAGUCCCUUUGGUUUUAGUGCAGUCUCGCCUGUUUUUGAUAUGACAAGAGAAAAGAGAUUAUUUUGAAAGAAAGAGAAAGAAAGUUGGACGUAACGAGUGGUUGCCCUAAAGCAUUUUAAAAGCCUGUCAUAGCUUAGUCCAAUUAUAAGAUGGGUGAUAAUGAUUAUUAUAAUUAUUUUGUUAUAAUUGCUACUACUAUUUCCUGUUGAUUUUUCAACGUGAACACAGUACUGUAUGAUGACUUGGAUGUUGUGUGGGAGGACAUGAGGAUCUCUUACUUUGUGAAGAGAAGAAUGUACCAGGUUUAAGAAAGAAAAAAGGAAAAUGAGAUUUUCGUCCCAGAAAGGACUGCUUUAAAGUACAGUAAGCACUUUUCUCAUCGCGUCUGAUUGGUUCAGCCUCCGCUGCUUGGGUAAAGAUUGACGUGAUGGGGCGUGGCCUGUAAAACAACUGCCAUUUAAAGCAUUUAAAGAGAUGUAUGAAAGUGUGAAUGCAAGCGAAAACAAGUAAAGAGACUGUCUGAUUAUAUUUACAGAGAGACUGGGCAAGAGAUUGAAGGCUGUCAUAUACGUUUAUUUGCUAUGUAUGUGAUUGCGUGCAUAUGCAUGCAAGCGUCAUUGUAUGCGUUCACGCAUUGGCAUAUACGUACAUAAACACACGUACACACCCACACACACAUAUAUAUGUGGUUACGGUGAUUUUCAAUCAUGUUGAAAUAUGUCAUGUAUUUUUUGUACAUUAACAUGUAUAGAACUGCAUAUGCUAUCUAUCUUACUGUAUGAAAGCGCAAGCACGUUGUUUUCAGUCCCGUCGCCCCAAAGACACACUGACUCAUUGAACGUAUGUGAAAUGUAGUAAUUUCAGUAAUCUGUAGUAUAUUUGUGUGUGUUUGAAGAGAGGAUGUAUGAGUGUGUGUGUGUGUGUGUGUGUGUGCGUGCAUAUAAUACCAAGCAUAUUAUAAAUAGAUAUUUAAGUUCUACUUAAAAGAAUAUUGCAAUUUGCACAUCUGGAGAGAUAGUAACACGAUUUUUGUUUGGUUUUCAGCCGGCACAGGAUAGGGCUGGAAACCCGAUUUUACUGAAAUGUAGCAGUUUCUUAACAAGUUUGUCUGGUUGGCAGGAUUGAUUCAUUUGACCCCGCAAUUCUGGAGUAUAGUUUGGUGUAUAGGAGUGAAUCGCCUGUGACCUGCUCACUUGUUUGAGUCCUUUGAAUGGUCAGGCUCAAGUUAGCUUGAGUGGGUGAAGAUGGUUAGUGGUAGUGAAUGAUGGAUGGAUGGAUGAAUGGAUGGAUGGGUUGGUUAACCGAUUUAAUGAGUGGUGGUGGGUGGGUGAGUGCACCCCAUAUACAAUUUGAAAAUGCUUUAUUUUUUAUAAUAAAACAGGGUUUCACAGAUCAACACCACAACUGUGCAUUUUUUUCUUUUUUUUCCAUUGACAUCUGUUCCCGUUUAAAGUGUCUGUGUUUUACUUGGAUUGUAUGUAUCUGCUUCAACCAAUUUGAUUUGAUCUUUCUGUUCAAUGUGUGUUUUAUGGGCCAAAAGGUAGAACUAAGAUGUCCAUUGAUGUGCAUACCACUGCAAGAAUGCGACUUUCAAUAGCAAACCAUUGAUUUAAUCAAUCUCAUUCAUUUUCAUAUUUAGUAGAAUUAGUGCAUUGCUUCAGUUAUACAACAUUCUGGUUGCACCGAGCGUUUCCAUUUUACACACAAGAAGCAUUCCGAUCAACGGCACGUAGCAAUAACCUCUCGUCUUGUGCUGAACCAAAAAAAGCGAACCGGACAUCGAUGCCAGCACUCGGACAUUGACCGUCUGUUCGACCUUUCAUCCGCUUUAGGUUGAUUUUGCGGUUUGCACAGCCGGCCCUCGGUUACUUCAGGGAGAAAUGUACGUUAAUAUGCAGUGACAGAGUCUGUCCCCUCCUAGCCGUCUUAAAUCCUAAUCGAUAGUGACCUCCAGGUUUUUUUUUCAGGUGCCCACACAGAACCAGUACGCCUCUCAUGGCCACGAGGCCCAGAGUAUGUUUACCCAGCCACAACCGUUAGCUACCUUCUGUCGCCUGGCAAGUGCGUGCAACCGCUUCCUCUGCCGUCCCGUCCAGAACACCCGCUCGGUCUGAGAACAAUAAAUGACAGGAAGGAUUCAUCUCCCCCACCUUUUGCUCUCUGUUUUUGUCUCAUUCACAGCCUUAAAACCUUGACAGUAUUUGUAAUGGACUUUCCUUUGAUUUAAAAUGGAGCACCACCAGUGGUUGUCAAGUUACAUUUUCAGUAAAACAUAUUUUGACAGUCCCUGCGACCCAUCUACUUGAAUGAACUUUUGUUACUUUUGUUAGAAGAAAUUCAUGCAACGUGAGGUUGGAUUAUCUAGGUUUGGUUCAGUACUACACUUAUGGACAAGCAUGUUGUCUAUUGGCGUCUGGACUUUAAAGAUGUUUUGCUGUUCAUCUUGAAUCUGAGACACUCGAAUAAUUGAUUGUAAAAUACUCUCAAAUAUCAAAAGUCCAGUUGCAAAUGAAUACCUAGAUAAGGGAUGGGCAACUUCGGUCCUGGAGGGCCGGUAUCCUGCAGAGUUUAGCUCCAACUUGCCUCAGCACACCUGCCUAAAAAGUUUCUAGUAUGCCUAGUAAGACCUUAAAGGUGCUCUAAGCGAAUUGAAGCGUUUUAGACCAUAAAACAUUUUUUAUUACAUACCGGAAACAUCUCCUCACUAUCUGCUUGCUGCCUGUCCGCUGAUCAAACUGUAAAAAAACGCGAUCUCUGUAGACAGCCCAGGCUUCACAAACGGCAAUAUCAACAAAUGGCCAAACCUAGCCAGCACAAAACAAAACAAAGUAUUCCAGCCAAUAAACGGCAAGAAGGAUUUGGGGGUGGGGGUUGGGCGCG
This is a messenger RNA of Paramisgurnus dabryanus, 7065 nucleotides long. It is a transcript of the gene atxn1a, whose product is annotated as ataxin 1a. Gene Ontology annotation, biological process: nervous system development; negative regulation of transcription by RNA polymerase II. Lineage: Eukaryota; Metazoa; Chordata; Actinopteri; Cypriniformes; Cobitidae. The record is from RefSeq and is a predicted model, not a curated record. Gene Ontology annotation, molecular function: protein binding; RNA binding. Gene Ontology annotation, cellular component: nucleus.